Messenger RNA from Gigantopelta aegis, 2158 nucleotides. Its product is annotated as monocarboxylate transporter 12-like. Gene Ontology annotation, molecular function: monocarboxylic acid transmembrane transporter activity. The record is from RefSeq and is a predicted model, not a curated record. The transcript has 7 exons. Gene Ontology annotation, biological process: transmembrane transport; monocarboxylic acid transport. Bases 264 to 1613 code for a protein of 449 amino acids. NCBI's taxonomy places the organism in Eukaryota, Metazoa, Mollusca, Gastropoda, Neomphalida, Peltospiridae.
ACGUUUGUGAUCGUCAAAAUAGUUCAGUUUGAAAGAGGACGUUUUGUGGAAUUAGUUCACGUUUAGAAUUAGGUUUAGAUAGUGAACAGUUGGUAAAUACUAUCUGCUGACUUAAACGGGGAUUACGUACUGCAAAAGUGAAAUGGCGAGCUUGACAUAAGCAUUUUUUUAGUCUUCAGUGAGUGUUCGUUCUUUGUUGGGAUUUUCUUUCUUCUGAAUAUUCAGUUUGAUGCAAGAUGGAUACAUAUUUUUCCAGAGGCUAAAUGAUUGUGGUGACAGUGAAACACAAACAGAGUAUGUCCGAAGAUGCCGGACUGAGGAAAUGGGUAAUCGUCGUGGCGGCAUUCUUCACUCAGCUCAUCAUCUGUGGCAUUACCUACAGCAUUGGCAUCUUUCACAUCGUCUUUCGCGAUCACUUCCAACAAAACCAUUUUGACACAUCAUGGAUCGGCUCGAUUCUCCUUUAUGUCACAGCACUGUCGAGUGUGAUGCUGCGGUUUGUGACGAGCGAGUUCGGCUGUCGUGUGAGUGUUAUCCUCGGAGGGCUCAUAGCGGCAGGGGGGAUGGCUCUCGGGCUGUUUGUCACGGAGUUGUAUCAGGUGUACAUCUGUUUCGGGCUCAUCACAGGUAUCGGGUUUGGCUUGGCGUGCUCUCCAUCGAUCGUGGCAGUUGAGCGUCACUUCGCUCAGAACCGCUUCCAGGCCCUGAGCGUGGUGGUGGGCGGGGUGAGCUGCGGCAUCAUACUAUUCCCCAUCGCCAUCCGCUUCCUCAUCGAGCAGUACGCGUGGCGGGGUGCCAUGCUCAUCUUGUCCGGCUUCUGCCUCAACCUGUGUGUGUGCGGCGCCCUCAUGAAGCCCCAGCCGCGUGACAAGGAGAUCCAACUCCUGCCGCUGCUGUCCUGUCUACCUCUCCGACACCCUCUCUUUCAUGGCAUGUGCAUCGCCAACCUGUUCUGGAGCUUCGGCUCCACUGUGAUAUAUCUGUACCUGCCGUCAUACGCCAUGGCGAAGGGCACCGACUUCGAAACGGUCACGUACCUGGUGAUGUCGAUCGGUGUGUCAAGCUUCACGUGCCGGAUGAUGUUUGCGUUCAUGGGACGCAACAGCACGCUGGACAAGAUCACGUCAGUGCUGUGUCCCAUAGGGCUAGGGCUCGUGAUCACGGGGAUUUGUCCCCUCAUGUUUAACGACGUACCGGGACAGGUCGGGUACACCAUUCUGUUUGGCUUCUACAGUGGAUACUGGACUACUUUUCUAUCUCAGGCUUCUAGAGAGCUGCUGGGGCCAGAGUACAUUGCCCUUGGCAAUGGUUAUUUGUGCUUCAUGAUUGCUGUUGGUUCGUUAGCGGGGGGACCGGCAGCAGGCAUGUUGAUACAAGAAGAGAUGGAAUUUAAAUACGCAUUUUACUUGGCUGGUGCCUGUCUACUGUGGAGUUCGGUGAUCAUGGUUCUGUUUAAGAUCCGGAGCUGCGUGGUCCCGGGCAAGGCGGCCAACCACCAGAUCAACCAGCCCACGGAACACAAACUCCCGCUCAUCACGGCCAUCAACCCCAAGGUCACCGACAGGAUGUAUAACGACGAGAUAGUUGUGGAGGCCAUGGUUACAUCUUUCUGACCACACACAUGUUCUUCUGAAAGGAAUUAACAAAUCUCUGUUAUGUUAUCACGACGACGGGGUUGUGCUAACAGCUUUCACAACACUGAGUUAACCAUGCACUUUUAAUUUGCAUCCUCUCGGUUGAAAUACGGUUCCAGCGAUUAAGUUUUCAUAAACUACAAGUGGCUGUCAGUUGUUAUGUAUGACAUAACAUGGAGAUCAUAUGCAGUCUGGAAUUUCCAGAAAACUAUGGAGUUUGUAAUAUCCCAUUUUGGAGUUUUGAGAAGAAAUCACGUAUGUGUUUUUGUUGUGUUUUUUUAAGUGUGGACAACAUUAAUACCCAGUGUGGAAACAUUUGAAAAAUAUGGAGUUUGCAAUAUCCAUUUACUGGGUGCUGACAAAAACUACAAACUUUGAUGUUAAAAGAAAGUAAGUGAAACAUUCACCCAGUGUUUAAAUGUUUCAAAGGAAUGGAAUAUGUAAUAUUUGUUUUCUUGAUCUUCGUAAAAAGUUCUAUUGGUGGCAUGUUAAAAAAUAAUAUAAUAUAAUACAUUAAUAUACCA